GAGAGGCCAGAGGAAAUUCAAGAGCUUCCUGAGGAAGUCCGAAUGGUUGAAACAGUUACAGAAGACGGCAAGCCAAAGAAGAAGAAGAUCCGUACUCGCGUUAUCAAGAAGGUCAAGGGCGACAAACAAGAAGUCACGAAGAUCGAAACCGUCGAGGAAGAUGACAAGCAACCCGAAACCACUGUAACAGUUGAAGAACUUCCAUUUGAAGAAGAAAAUCCAGAGGAAAUUCAAGAGCUUCCAGAGGAGGUUCGAGUGGUUGAAACCAUUACCGAAGACGGAAAGCCAAAGAAGAAGAAGAUCCGCACUCGCGUUAUCAAGAAGAUCAAGGGCGACAAGCAAGAAGUCACGAAGAUCGAAACCGUCGAGGAAGAUGACAAGCAACCCGAAACCACUGUUACUGUUGAAGAACUUCCGUUUGAAGAAGAGAAGCCAGAGGAAAUUCAAGAGCUUCCUGAGGAAGUCCGAGUGGUUGAAACAGUUACAGAAGACGGCAAGCCAAAGAAGAAGAAGAUCCGUACUCGCGUUAUCAAGAAGGUCAAGGGCGACAAACAAGAAGUCACGAAGAUCGAAACCGUCGAGGAAGAUGACAAGCAACCCGAAACCACUGUUACAGUUGAAGAACUUCCGUUUGAAGAAGAGAGGCCAGAGGAAAUUCAAGAGCUUCCAGAGGAGGUUCGAGUGGUUGAAACCCUUACUGAAGACGGCAAGCCAAAGAAGAAGAAGAUCCGUACUCGCGUUAUCAAGAAGGUCAAGGGCGACAAACAAGAAGUCACGAAGAUCGAAACCGUCGAGGAAGAUGACAAGCAACCCGAAACCACUGUUACAGUUGAAGAACUUCCGUUUGAAGAAGAGAAGCCAGAUGAAAUUCAUGAGCUUCCCGAGGAGGUCCGAGUAAUUGAAACAGUUACCGAAGACGGCAAGCCAAAGAAGAAGAAGAUCCGCACUCGCGUUAUCAAGAAGGUCAAGGGCGACAAACAAGAAGUCACGAAGAUCGAAACCGUCGAGGAAGAUGACAAGCAACCCGAAACCACUGUUACAGUUGAGGAACUUCCGUUUGAAGAAGAAAAACCAGAGGAAAUUCAAGAGCUCCCAGAGGAGGUUCGAGUUGUUGAAACCAUUACCGAAGACGGCAAGCCAAAGAAGAAGAAGAUCCGCACUCGCGUUAUCAAGAAGGUCAAGGGCGACAAACAAGAAGUCACGAAAAUCGAAACGGUCGAGGAAGAUGACAAGCAACCCGAAACCACUGUAACAGUUGAAGAAUUUCCAUUUGAAGAAGAAAAGCCAGAGGAAAUUCAAGAGCUUCCAGAGGAUGUUCAAACUGUUGAAACCAUUACCGAAGACGGCAAGCCAAAGAAGAAGAAGAUCCGCACUCGCGUUAUUAAGAAGGUCAAGGGCAACAAACAAGAAGUCACGAAGAUCGAAACUGUCGAGGAAGAUGACAAGCAACCCGAAACCACUGUAACAGUUGAAGAACUUCCGUUUGAAGAAGAGAAGCCAGAGGAAAUUCAAGAGCUUCCAGAAGAGGUUCGCGUCGUUGAAACCGUAACCGAAGACGGCAAGCCAAAGAAGAAGAAGAUCCGCACUCGCGUUAUCAAGAAGGUCAAGGGCGACAAACAAGAAGUCACGAAAAUCGAAACGGUCGAGGAAGAUGACAAGCAACCCGAAACCACUGUUACAGUUGAAGAACUUCCGUUUGAAGAACAGAAGCCAGAGGAAAUUCAAGAGCUUCCAGAGGAGGUUCGAGUGGUUGAAACCAUUACCAAAGACGGCAAGCCAAAGAAGAAGAAGAUUCGCACUCGCGUUAUCAAGAAGGUCAAGGGCGACAAGCAAGAAGUCACGAAGAUCGAAACCGUCGAGGAAGAUGACAAGCAACCCGAAACCACGGUAACAGUUGAAGAAGUACCGUUUGAGAAAGAAACGCCGGAAGAAAUUCAAGAGCUUCCAGAGGAGGUUCAAGUGGUUGAAACCGUAACCGAAGACGGCAAGCCAAAGAAGAAGAAGAUCCGUACUCGCGUUAUCAAGAAGGUCAAGGGCGACAAACAAGAAGUCACGAAGAUCGAAACUGUCGAGGAAGAUGACAAGCAACCCGAAACCACUGUUACAGUUGAAGAACUUCCGUUUGAAGAAGAGAAGCCAGAGGAAAUUCAAGAGCUUCCAGAGGAGGUUCGCGUCGUUGAAACCGUUACCGAAGACGGCAAGCCAAAGAAGAAGAAGAUCCGCACUCGCGUUAUCAAGAAGGUCAAGGGCGACAAGCAAGAAGUCACGAAAAUCGAAACCGUCGAGGAAGAUGACAAGCAACCCGAAACCACUGUUACAGUUGAAGAACUUCCGUUUGAAGAAGAAAAGCCAGAGGAAAUUCAAGAGCUUCCAGAAGAGGUUCGAGUGGUUGAAACCAUUACCGAAGACGGCAAGCCAAAGAAGAAGAAGAUCCGCACUCGCGUUAUCAAGAAGGUCAAGGGCGACAAACAAGAAGUCACAAAGAUCGAAACCGUCGAAGAAGAUGACAGGCAUCCCGAAACCACGGUAACAGUUGAAGAAGUACCGUUUGAGAAAGAAACGCCGGAAGAAAUUCAAGAGCUUCCAGAGGAGGUUCGCGUCGUUGAAACCGUUACCGAGGACGGCAAGCCAAAGAAGAAGAAGAUCCGCACUCGCGUUAUCAAGAAGGUCAAGGGCGACAAGCAAGAAGUCACGAAGAUUGAGAUCAUCGAGGAAGAUGACAAACAACCCGAAACCACUGUUACUGUUGAAGAACUUCCGUUUGAAGAAGUGAAGCCAGAGGAAAUUCAAGAGCUUCCAGAGGAGGUUCGCGUGGUUGAAACCAUUACCGAAGACGGCAAGCCAAAGAAGAAAAAGAUCCGCACUCGCGUUAUCAAGAAGGUCAAGGGCGACAAACAAGAAGUCACGAAGAUCGAAACCGUCGAGGAAGAGGACAAGCAACCCGAAACCACUGUUACAGUUGAAGAACUUCCGUUUGAAGAAGAAAAGCCACACAAAAUUCAAGAGCUUCCAGAGGAGGUUCGAGUGGUUGAAACCGUUACCGAAGACGGCAAGCCAAAGAAGAAGAAGAUCCACACUCGCGUUAUCAAGAAGGUCAAGGGUGACAAACAAGAAGUCACAAAGAUCGAAACCGUCGAGGAGGAUGAUAAGCAACCCGAAACCACUGUUACAGUUGAAGAACUUCCGUUUGAAGAAGAAAAGCCUGAGAAAAUUCAAGAGCUUCCAGAGGAUAUUCGAGUGGUUGAAACCGUUACCGAAGACGGCAAGCCAAAGAAGAAGAAGAUCCGUACUCGCGUUAUCAAGAAGGUCAAGGGUGACAAACAAGAAGUUACAAAAAUCGAAACCGUCGAGGAGGAUGAUAAGCAACCCGAAACCACUGUAACAGUUGAAGAACUUCCAUUUAAAGAAAAAAAGCCUGAGGAAGUUCAAGAGCUUCCAGAAGAGGUUCGAGUGGUUGAAACCAUUACCGAAGACGGCAAGCCAAAGAAGAAGAAGAUCCGUACUCGCGUUAUCAAGAAGGUCAAGGGCGACAAGCAAGAAGUCACGAAGAUCGAAACCGUCGAGGAAGAUGACAAGCAACCCGAAACCACGGUAACAGUUGAAGAAGUACCGUUUGAGAAAGAAACGCCGGAAGAAAUUCAAGAGCUUCCAGAGGAGGUUCAAGUGGUUGAAACCGUAACCGAAGACGGCAAGCCAAAGAAGAAGAAGAUCCGUACUCGCGUUAUCAAGAAGGUCAAGGGCGAAAAACAAGAAGUGACGAAGAUCGAAACCGUCGAGGAAGAUGACAAGCAACCCGAAACCACUGUUACAGUUGAAGAACUUCCGUUUGAAGAAGAGAGGCCAGAGGAAAUUCAAGAGCUUCCAGAGGAGGUUCGAGUGGUUGAAACCUUUACCGAAGACGGCAAGCCAAAGAAGAAGAAGAUCCGUACUCGCGUUAUCAAGAAGGUCAAGGGCGACAAGCAAGAAGUCACGAAGAUCGAAACCGUCGAGGAAGAUGACAAGCAACCCGAAACCACUGUUACUGUUGAAGAACUUCCGUUUGAAGAAGAAAAGCCAGAAAAAAUUCAAGAGCUUCCAGAGGAGGUUCGAGUGGUUGAAACCAUUACCGAAGACGGCAAGCCAAAGAAGAAGAAGAUCCGCACUCGCGUUAUCAAGAAGGUCAAGGGCGAGAAACAAGAAGUCACAAAGAUCGAAAUCGUUGAAGAAGAUGACAAGCAACCCGAAACCACUGUUACUGUUGAAGAACUUCCGUUUGAAGAAGAAAAGCCAGAGGAAAUUCAAGAGCUUCCAGAGGAGGUUCGAGUGGUUGAAACGGUUACCGAAGACGGCAAGCCUAAGAAGAAGAAGAUCCGUACUCGCGUUAUCAAGAAGGUCAAGGGCGACAAACAAGAAAUCACGAAGAUCGAAACCGUCGAGGAAGAUGACAAGCAUCCCGAAACCACUGUUACUGUUGAAGAACUUCCGUUUGAAGAAGAAAAGCCAGAGGAAAUUCAUGAGCUUCCAGAGGAGGUUCGAGUUGUUGAAACCAUUACCGAAGACGGAAAGCCAAAGAAGAAGAAGAUCCGUACUCGCGUUAUCAAAAAGGUUAAGGGCGACAAACAAGAAGUCACGAAAAUCGAAACGGUCGAGGAAGAUGACAAGCAACCCGAAACCACUGUUACUGUUGAAGAACUUCCGUUCGAAGAAGAGAAGCCAGAGGAAAUUCAAGAGCUUCCAGAGGAGGUUCGAGUUGUUGAAACCAUUACUGAAGACGGCAAGCCAAAGAAGAAGAAGAUCCGCACUCGCGUUAUCAAGAAGGUCAAGGGCGACAAACAAGAAGUCACGAAAAUCGAAACGGUCGAGGAAGAUGACAAGCAACCCGAAACCACUGUUACAGUUGAAGAACUUCCGUUUGAGAAAGAAACGCCGGAAGAAAUUCAAGAGCUUCCAGAGGAGGUUCAAGUGGUUGAAACAGUAACCAAAGACGGAAAGCCAAAGAAGAAGAAGAUCCGCACUCGCGUUAUCAAGAAGGUCAAGGGCGACAAGCAAGAAGUCACAAAGAUCGAGACCAUUGAGGAAGAUGACAAACAACCCGAAACCACUGUUACUGUUGAAGAACUUCCGUUUGAAGAAGAAAAGCCAGAGGAAAUUCAAGAGCUUCCAGAGGAGGUUCGAGUGGUUGAAACCAUUACCGAAGACGGCAAGCCAAAGAAGAAGAAGAUCCGCACUCGCGUUAUCAAGAAGGUCAAGGGCGACAAACAAGAAGUCACGAAAAUCGAAACGGUUGAGGAAGAUGACAAGCAACCCGAAACCACUGUUACAGUUGAAGAACUUCCGUUUGAGAAAGAAACACCGGAAGAAAUUCAAGAGCUUCCAGAGGAGGUUCAAGUGGUUGAAACAGUAACCGAAGACGGAAAGCCAAAGAAGAAGAAGAUCCGCACUCGCGUUAUCAAGAAGGUCAAGGGCGACAAGCAAGAAGUCACGAAAAUCGAAACCGUCGAGGAAGAUGACAAACAACCCGAAACCACUGUUACUGUUGAAGAACUUCCGUUUGAAGAAGAAAAGCCAGAGGAAAUUCAAGAGCUUCCAGAGGAGGUUCGAGUGGUUGAAACCAUUACCGAAGACGGCAAGCCAAAGAAGAAGAAGAUCCGCACUCGCGUUAUCAAGAAGGUCAAGGGCGACAAACAAGAAGUCACGAAAAUCGAAACGGUCGAGGAAGAUGACAAGCAACCCGAAACCACUGUUACAGUUGAAGAACUUCCGUUUGAGAAAGAAACGCCGGAAGAAAUUCAAGAGCUUCCAGAGGAGGUUCAAGUGGUUGAAACAGUAACCGAAGACGGAAAGCCAAAGAAGAAGAAGAUCCGCACUCGCGUUAUCAAGAAGGUCAAGGGCGACAAGCAAGAAGUCACAAAGAUCGAGACCAUCGAGGAAGAUGACAAACAACCCGAAACCACUGUUACUGUUGAAGAACUUCCGUUUGAAGAAGAAAAGCCAGAGGAAAUUCAAGAGCUUCCAGAGGAGGUUAGAGUGGUUGAAACCAUUACCGAAGACGGCAAGCCAAAGAAGAAGAAGAUCCGCACUCGCGUUAUCAAGAAGGUCAAGGGCGACAAACAAGAAGUCACGAAAAUCGAAACGGUCGAGGAAGAUGACAAGCAACCCGAAACCACUGUUACAGUUGAAGAACUUCCGUUUGAGAAAGAAACACCGGAAGAAAUUCAAGAGCUUCCAGAGGAGGUUCAAGUGGUUGAAACAGUAACCGAAGACGGAAAGCCAAAGAAGAAGAAGAUCCGCACUCGCGUUAUCAAGAAGGUCAAGGGCGACAAGCAAGAAGUCACGAAAAUCGAAACCGUCGAGGAAGAUGACAAACAACCCGAAACCACUGUUACUGUUGAAGAACUUCCGUUUGAAGAAGAAAAGCCAGAGGAAAUUCAAGAGCUUCCAGAGGAGGUUCGAGUGGUUGAAACCAUUACCGAAGACGGCAAGCCAAAGAAGAAGAAGAUCCGCACUCGCGUUAUCAAGAAGGUCAAGGGCGACAAACAAGAAGUCACGAAAAUCGAAACGGUCGAGGAAGAUGACAAGCAACCCGAAACCACUGUUACAGUUGAAGAACUUCCGUUUGAGAAAGAAACGCCGGAAGAAAUUCAAGAGCUUCCAGAGGAGGUUCAAGUGGUUGAAACAGUAACCGAAGACGGAAAGCCAAAGAAGAAGAAGAUCCGCACUCGCGUUAUCAAGAAGGUCAAGGGCGACAAGCAAGAAGUCACAAAGAUCGAGACCAUCGAGGAAGAUGACAAACAACCCGAAACCACUGUUACUGUUGAAGAACUGCCGUUUGAAGAAGAAAAGCCAGAAGAAAUUCAUGAGCUUCCAGAGGAGGUUCGAGUGGUUGAAACCAUUACCGAAGACGGCAAGCCAAAGAAGAAGAAGAUCCGCACUCGCGUUAUUAAGAAGGUCAAGGGUGACAAACAAGAAGUCACAAAGAUCGAAACCGUCGAGGAGGAUGAUAAACAACCCGAAACAACAGUCACUGUCGAAGAGACCGAUUUAAGUACUCCAAUUGUGGGCAAAGUUAAACUAAAGAAAAGAAUAAUCGUUAAAAAGCCAGAAGAUGAAGUAACGGUAUUUGAAUUGCCUGAGCGGAAAUCAGUGAUACUUUCAGAAAAAGAGGAUGGAACUGCAACAAAAAUGGUUAUUAAAACAAAAAUCAUCAAGAAGAUUCAAGGUUCGAACAUGGAAGUUACAAAGGUUCAAACUGUUGAGGAGUAUGAAAAAGCACCACAAACUAAAGUAACGGUUGAAAAUUUUGAUCUUCCAUUCCCAGAACUUCCAGAAGAAAAAAUUUCUGAAGUAGUAAUUUUGCCUGAUGAGGUGGUAGAGUCUAAAACUAUUGAUGAAAAAGGACUUCCAAAAAUAAUUAAAACCAAGAAGCGUGUCAUUAAAAAACCUCUAAUUGGAAAUAACGAAGAAGUUACUGAGAUAGGAAUUGUUGAACAAGACAAUACUGAGCCCAUCUAUUCAGUAUCCAUAAAAGAGCAGCCCUUAACGGAUUUGACGCCAAAUGACAGUAAAUUAAUUGAGCUGCCUGAACACCUGACAGAGUUGGUAGUUGUUACGCCUGAUGGGACGAAAAAGAAAAAGACCGUUAAGUCUAGAGCUUUCAAAAAGAACAUCGACCAUGAUCUUGAUGAAGUUACAACUGUGCAUAUAAUCGAGGAGGAAGAUAAAGAGCCACUGACUACUGUUAAAAUAGAAGUUGUGCCUGCUGACGAAAUAUCCAUCACACCCAUACCCAUAGAAGAGCUUCCUGAGGAAACUGUGUUCACCGAAGAAUUAGACGAGAAUGAGAAGCCAACAAAGAAAACUACCAAAACACGAACAUUUAAAAAGCGAGGUCCGGAGGACGACGAAUAUUUCCAAAUUCAAACGGUUGAUGAAGAGGGCAAGGAACCCGUCUCACUCAUACGAGUUGUUAGCGAUGAAAACAUUGCUGAUAUUAUCGAUAUUAGUAAGCUUGAAGAUGAAAAAGUUUCGAAACACAAACAAAAGCCACACAAGCAGAAGGUGGAGAAACCAAAGGCCGCUAACACACAAACGGAACACCCAGUAUACAUCACGACAUUUAAGUCUGUACAAAACGAAGAUGGAGAAACAACCAUACAAACUGAAAACAAACGAGUUUCACAGGAGGAAGGCAUCGUUGUUGAGGAAGUCCUCAGUGAUACAGAACUCAUUCCAGAAGACACAACACAAUCACACCUCGAAAUUAUUGAAGUCAGCGAGCCAACAGACCAAUACAACAAAGAAUACACAAUCACUGAACCUGAAGAGGCAAGUGCUGACGGCAUAAAAAAACCAGCUAAAGACAAAAAACCAAAACAGAAAAAGACACUAGAAACUCCUAUUGAGGAAGUUGACGAGACUAUUGUUGUUGAAGAAAGUAUAGGGGAACCGACUGACAAGACAGAUAAGAAACGAAAGUCGAAAAAGGUUGAGGGUAACGUUGGAGAGAUUAUUGCUGAUGAGAAACCAGUUGAAAAGAAGGAAAAACUAAAGAAAAAGAAAGUGGUGAAGUCAAAACGUGAUGAAAUGGAUGACUAUAUCCAAUUCCUAAUACACCAAGAAAUUCCAAAGACUGUACUUCAAGGUUACCAGCGUACGGAAAUGGAACUUCCACAAAGGGCUCGUCGUGACUCGUCUUUCAAACAGCCGGUUAAGCUUACACCUAUGAAAAUCGAAAAAGUAGAAUUUAAAAAGCCUAAAAUGGUUGAAAUAAGUUCUGUAGUUGAGUUUCCACAAAUGCUUAAGCUUAAAGCUCCGAAGCAACGACCUCAGGAAGAGAAAAAGAGAAAAAACGAAGCAUCUUUUAAGAACAAAAGAUUAAAGAGCUGGAUUAGGUUUAUACCAUAUGCACCAUAUUGCUUCCCCUAUGUUGUAACCGAAUUGGAAACUAAUCGCGAUGUGGGGGAACUUUCACGAAAUGUUGAAGAAGCCGAAAAGGUAUUGAAAUUGCGGCCGAGAAAAUUCAAGCCUUCUAAGCCCGAAAAAACGGAACUAGAAGAAGCCGACCUGGAGCCUUUUGACUCUGAAAAUUCAGAACCGUCUGAUAAAGAGCAACCAAGGCCGAAGUACAAACGUACUAAAAAGUUAAAAGACGAAGUUCCGGAAGAAACUAGAAAGCUUAAGCUUGGAAAGGGUAAAAUUCCACAAAAUGUUGAGGCUGUUGAGGAAAUUCGCUUGAAACCGGUUGAGCUAGGUAUAGCAGAGGAAGAAGUUGGCGAAAAGCCAGUUAAGAUGGUGGGAGAGGAAGUAAUCAAAAAGAAGAAGACCAAAAAAUCCGACAAGUCUGAAGAUGGACUUUACUUUGAGCCCAUUGACUUUAAGGAUGUUGAAAGUUCCUUUGAGUUUCCAGAAGAGUCCGAAACAUCCGCGACCGAGGAAACAUUCACACAGGGGAAGCCAAAAUACAAAAGGAAAAAGAAGCCGACUUCCAAACCAGAGAAAAACCAGUACGAAAUAGCUCCCGGAAAACCAAAGGAACAAGAAGAAAUCCCGGAGGAUGAGCUUAAACUGCACAAGCGCCAGGGUGAAAAGCCUGAUACUGAAGAGGAAAAGUUCAAGCUUAAACCAUUCUAUAAGUUCGAGGUGAUAGAGAUGGAGCCUGAAAACGUCCCGUCUGAAACGCUACCUACCACUGAAAAGCUUUCAAAGGAACCUAAGAAAAAGCGAAAGCUCAAGCUUAAGACGGAGCAAGAAGAUAACACCAUCGAAAUCGUAGAAAUAUCUCCUGAGGGUAACGAUGACAAAAUCUUUGAAGUAACAGUCACAAGCUCUGAAAUAGUUCAAGCUGACGAAAGGCCAAACAAAAUACUUAAGAAGAAGGUAAAGCGAAUGAACAAACAGGAACUGGAUGACUUUGUCACAGAGCUAAAGGAAGAACCGGAUCAAAAGUUCUAUGAAACUAGCAUGCAUGACUUCUAUGAAGUAAAGUUGACCGAGUUGCCGUCAGAAACGGAAAAACCUAAGAAGCGCCGGAUACGUCUUGAAAAAGGAGAUGAUGUGGAAGUUCUGGAAAUUGUCGAAUCGGCUGUUGCUCCCGGUGAAGAAACACUCUAUGAAAUCACUGUAACUUCAACCGAAACAAACGAAGAAGAAGAUGAAGCGAAGCCAGCUGAAAAACUUAAAAAGAAAUCCAGGAAAAUGAAGAAGGAUGAGCUUGAUGCCUAUAUUCAGCAAUUGAUAAACGCCGAGAUCCCAGUUACAGAGCUGGAAAAAUAUGAGAAAAUCGAUGUAGAUGGAAAGCCGAAAAAACCCAAGAAGCAAAAGGUCAAGCUUGAGAAGGCAAUUAUAGAUGAAGGCGAAACUCUUCAAAUUGGAGUCACAGAGCACGAGCCAAUCGAAAAACCUAAAUCAAAGAAACCAAAGUCAAAGAAAGCAAUUAAGGAAGAAGAAACAGUUGAAACCGAGACAAUUCCGGUAUUCGAUGAGUUUCUCAUCAAAAAAAUUGAUUCUGAGCGUAGCUCAGACGAACGCAUUAAACAAGCAGAUGAGAAAAUCUCUCUGGCUUUGGAUGACAUAUUAGUAGAUUUAAGUGAGUCUUUUCCCAUUGUGGUAGUCGAGGAAGAUCUUGAGUCAAUUCCACUGGCUCCUAAAAUAAUUUCUAUAACGGAUGAGAAAAUACUUAAGAAACGCACGGUCAAAACUAGAAAGGGUCCAAAGCAGUACGAAAUUGAAAUAAUUGAAACCGAUGCACAAAACGAGAAACCAGAAGAAGCAAAGGUUAUAGUUAUAACGACGGAAAUUUCUGAAGAUACAACCGACGGACCUGCGCUAGUUAAGCCGGAAGCACCAAAGAAAUCCGUCAAGAAGGUGAAGAAAGAUAAUCUUAAGCAGUACAUUGUCAACAUUAUCGAAGAAGCCCCAUUGGAACACAUCGUUGAAAUAUCUGAAGAUACUAAAUCAGCUUUAACCAGAGAAAGCCCAUUGGAAGAUAAAAAUACUUCCUUUACCACGACAAUAAUUGAGGAGGAAACAGUUAAGCCUUUCGUACCCGAAGAAACAAAGUCUGAAGAUGUUGCUAGUAUUCCUAAAGACAAGAAAAAGAAAACUGAUAAACAGAAAAGGAUAAAAAUAUCUGAAGUUGAACCUUCUCCGAGUUCGGAAGAUUCGAUACCCACAGAAUAUUCAGCAAAGCUCUUAGAACCUGAGGAAAUUCCGCAAGCGGAUGAUUAUUCGAUAGAGGUAAAAGAUAGUUUGCCAAAGGCUAAACAGAAAACGACAAAGAAACCCCAGAAGAAGUCUACCGCUGAGCCCAUAUCCGAAUAUACAAUUCGAGUAGAGGAGCUCGCUCCGGAAACUGCUACCGAAAAAAUAGUAAACGAAGAAGGUACGGAAGUUGAACGAGUCAUAUCCAAACGAAAAAUCAAAAAGAAGGAGGGACCAAAGGAAUAUCUUAUUGAAGUUGUUGAAACAUAUGAAGAGAAUAAACCCGAAGCAGAUAUUGUCAUCCAGACUACUGAAAUAACUCCAUCAAUUGACUCAACCCCUCAAGAGAACCACAAGGUGAAGAUUGUCAAAGAGAAGAAACCAAAAUCUGAAAGCUUGGACAAUUAUAUUCAAAAACUGAUAGAAGAGGAAAUUCCUAAAUUGGAUCUUGAAGAACAUGAAGCUAAUGUAUUAGAGACAUCUCCAGAGGCCAGAAAGCCCAAGAAAAUCAAGAAACAUCACAAAAAAUCGACCCAGAUUGUCGACGGCAUACCGAUUACUGUGCACGAGGUAAUAAUACGAGAAUUCGAGCCCGAUCAAGAAGACUUUGAGCCGCAAGAGGUCAUUGUGGAAGACUUUGAUCGUGAGGAUACAAAAGAAGCUCCCAAGGAUGUAACAACAAAGGUCUUAGAAGAAAAACCUAAGCCAAAAUCGAAAAAAUUGUUAAAGGCCAAGGUUGUGGAAGAGGAACUGCCGCAACCAGUUAUUAAGGACAUUUCGGAGGUUGUACAACUUGUACAAGUAACUGAAGAAGAUGGCACAGCAAAGCAGGUUGAAAUUAAGAAGAAAAAAAUUUCUUGCAAGCGAGGUCCGAAGGAACAAAUCUUUGAAAUCACCGAAAGAAAAACUAGUGAUGAGCCUUUGGCCGAAGUAACUAUUGUCGAGGUAACAGAAGAACAGCCUUUAGAAGAAUUCCAAGUACUGAAAAAGAACAAACCAAUUAAAAAACCAAAGAAAGUGAGACUUGAAGAUAUCAAAAACUAUGUCAUUAAUGUUCUAGAAGAGUUUUCUGAGCCCAAUCGAAUCGAAGAACUUGUGGAGGGCGACGACGACAGGACACAACCAUUUAUUGAAGACAUUUCUGAGGUUGUCAAAGUUGAAGAAGUUAUAAAAGAAGAUGGCACAACAAAGCGGGUUGAAAUUAAGAAAAAGAAGGUUUCCCGAAAAGAAGGUCCAAAGGAACAAAUCUUUGAAAUCACAGAGACAAAAACAAGUGAUGAACCAUUGGCUGAAGUAACUAUUGUCGAAGUUACAGAUGAGAAACCUAAAGAAGAGAUUAUUCUACCUAAGGAAAAGAAAACAAUAAAGAAGCCGAAAAAACUUAAGCCAGAAGAUGUCAAAAGCUAUGUAAUUAAUGUUCUAGAGGAGUAUAACGAGCCGCAAAGGUUUGAGGACACCGAGGAACCAGUCAUUGAAGAUGUUUCUGAGUCCGUGGAAACUCAAGUUACAGAAGAUAAUGGCGUUACCAAGCAGGUUGUGGUUAAGAAAAAGAAGGUUUCCCGCAAGCAAGGUUCCAAGGAACAAAUAUUUGAAAUCACUGAGACGAAAACUAGUGAUGAGCCAUUGGCUGAAGUAACUAUUGUCGAUGUUACAGAUGAUAAGCCUAAUGAAGUAACUCUUCUACCUAAGGAAAAGAAACCGAAAAAACUAAAGCCUGAAGACGUCGAAAGCUAUGUAAUUAAUGUUCUAGAGGAGUUUAAUGAGCCUAAGAGGUUUGAGAAGACCGAGGAACCAGUCAUUGAAGACAUUGCUGAGUCCGUGGAAAUUCAAGUUAUAGAAGAUGAUGGCGUUACCAAGCAAGUUGAGGUUAAAAAGAAGAAGGUUUCCCGCAAGCAAGGUCCCAAAGAACAAAUAUUUGAAAUCACCGAGACGAAAACCAGUGACGAGCCAUUGGCUGAAGUAACUAUAGUCGAGGUUACAGAUGAUAAGCCUAAAGAAGUAACUCUUCUACCUAAGGAAAAGAAAACAAUAAAGAAGCCGAAAAAACUAAAGCCUGAAGAGGUCGAAAGCUAUGUAAUUAAUGUUCUAGAGGAGUUUAAUGAGCCUAAGAGGUUUGAGAAGACCGAGGAACCAGUCAUUGAAGACAUUGCUGAGUCCGUGGAAAUUCAAGUUAUAGAAGAUGAUGGCGUUACCAAGCAAGUUGAGGUUAAAAAGAAGAAGGUUUCCCGCAAGCAAGGUCCCAAAGAACAAAUAUUUGAAAUCACCGAGACGAAAACUAGUGAUGAGCCAUUGGCUGAAGUAACUAUAGUCGAGGUUACAGAUGAUAAGCCUAAAGAAGUAACUCUUCUACCUAAGGAAAAGAAACCAAUAAAGAAACCGAAAAAACUAAAGCCUGAAGAGGUCGAAAGCUAUGUAAUUAAUGUUCUGGAGGAGUUUAAUGAGCCGCAGAGGCUUGAGAAGAUCGAGGAACCAGUCAUUAAGGAUAUUGCUGAGUCCGUGGAAAUUCAAGUAAUAGAAGAUGAUGGCGUUACCAAGCAAGUUGAGGUUAAGAAGAAGAAGGUUUCCCGUAAGCAAGGUCCCAAGGAACAAAUAUUUGAAAUCACCGAGACGAAAACUAGUGACGAGCCAUUGGCUGAAGUAACUAUAGUCGAGGUUACAGAUGAUGAGCAUAAAGAAGUAACUCUUCUACCUAAGGAAAAGAAACCAAUAAAGAAACCGAAAAAACUAAAGCCUGAAGAGGUCGAAAGCUAUGUAAUUAAUGUUCUGGAGGAGUUUAAUGAGCCGCAGAGGUUUGAGAAGAUCGAGGAACCGGUCAUUAGGGAUAUUGAUGAGUCCGUGGAAAUUCAAGUUAUAGAAGAUGAUGGCGUUACCAAGCAGGUUGAGGUUAAGAAGAAGAAGGUUUCCCGUAAGCAAGGUCCCAAGGAACAAAUAUUUGAAAUCACCGAGACGAAAACUAGUGACGAGCCAUUGGCUGAAGUAACUGUUGUCGAGGUUAUAGAUGAUAAUAUUGUUUUACCUAAGGAAAAGAAACUAUUAAAGAAACCGAAAAAACUAAAGCCUGAAGACGUUGAAAGCUAUGUUGUUAAUGUUCUAGAGGAGUUUAGCGAGCCUCAACAGUAUGAAGAGGUAGAGCCUACUGAGGAAGAACCAUACGAAACUAUAAUCAAAACCAAGAAGCCAAAGAAGCCGACCGAAAGACCUCUUGAAACGACUAUUUAUAUUGAAGAUGUAGCUCCUGAAACUGUUAUAGAGAAUGUGGUAAACGAAAAGGGCGAGGAAGUUAAACAAGUAAAAACAACCAAGAAACUUAAGAAAAAGGAAGGUCCAAAGGAGUAUCUCAUUGAAAUAACAGAAACCUAUCAAGAGAAUAAGCCUGAGGCCGAGAUCGAAUUCACUACAACAGAGUUACCUUUAGAGGACUCACCAGAUGUCAAAAAUGAUCAGCCAUUCAAAAUUAUUCAAAAGGUUAAGAAGAAGAAGCCAGUUAAGGACGAUCUUGAUAAAUACAUACAACAGUUAAUUGAACAGGAAAUCACAAAAACACCUCUAGAAGAAUAUGAACCAACAGAAAUGGAUUCAACGCCCAAACAGCCUAAGAAGAAGGUAAAGACUCAUCACAAAAAGACAAUUAAAGAUGUUGAUGGGUUACCAAUUACCAUUCACGAAUUCGAUGUUGAGGAAGUAUUACCCGAACCUGAGGAUACGGAUAAGGAAGAAGAAAUGUUGGAGGAAGUCGAGGAAGUACCACAACAGCCAGACGAUUCUUCAAAGUACCUUGUAAGCAUUUCCGAUGAAUUUGUGGAAGCUGAUAAGCCAAUCGAAAAAUCUCCUGAGAAGAAACAAAAACCAAUUAAAAAAGAAAAACCAUUAAAAAAUAAGUUGGUCGUUGAGUCUCCUGCUCCAUUGGAAGAAAUGGAUCGCACUGUUGAAGUCGUUACGCAACCCACUGAAGAGGGAACUGUAAAAAAAGUAACUGUCAAGAAACGAAAGGUAUCGCGAAGAAAGGGAUCUAAAGAGCACGUCUUCGAAAUUACGGAAACAACAAGUGAUGAUCAGCCUACGGCCGAAGUUACAGUAGUCGAGUUGACCAGCGAUGAUAUAUUAGUUUCCGAAGAAAAUCCAAAGCCGGAAAAAAAGAUUGUUAAAAAGCCAAAACAAUUAAAGAAAGACGAAAUUGAGGAAUACAUCAUUAAUAUUAUAGAUGAAUUCGUACAGCCGGUUGCAGUUGACGUAGUUGAAAGUGAAGUAGAAGAAGUGAAGAAGGAAACAACUAAGAAACCAAAGAAAUCUCAGAAAACUUACGCAGUCACUGAAGAGGAACACACAGAAAGCCAGGUGCCUAAAGUGGCUAAGGAAGAUUUCGAGCAACCGAUUGAGUCCGUUCCAGAGAAGCCAACAGAACCUGUUGAAUAUACAAUCGGUAUAGAAGAAAAAACUGUGGCUGACGAAAAGCUACAACCCAAGCCAAAAAAGCUAACCAGGCCCAAGACCGUUAAGCAGCCUGCAGUGGAAGAAAGCCAUGACUAUAUUGUAAGGGUGAAUUUUGAAGAAAACCUAGAUGAAGAGCCAAUCCCUGAACAUGAAGCAGUCGUGAUUGAAGCUGAAGAAGAUAAACCAACUGAGCAACCAGCUUUCCAAGUAGACGAAAUUGAAACCGAGGCAGUAGAAAAGGAAGUAAUCGAUGAUAAGGGCGAAGCGGCAAAGCAAACUGUUACCAGACGUAAAAUAAAAAAACAGGUUGGCAACAAGCAAGAAAUAAUCGAAAUCGUGGAAACUAAGACGGGAGAUACUCCAGAGUAUGAAGUCAUUGUCACGACUGAAGAGCCAGAAACAAUUAACGAAGAAGUUCCACAGGAGGAAAAACAAAAGAAAAUUCGUAAAGCCAAAAAGGUUCCGAAAGACGAUCUUCAUGACUAUAUUCAGAAACUUAUUGAGCAGGAUAUACCAAAAACCGAACUGGAAAAAUAUGAAAAGAUCGACUUGGACGAGCCAGUCAAAAUGAAGAAGAAACCUAUCAAAAAGUUUAAGCAUUCUGAGGAAAAGCCAACAGAAGGCGCUGAACAGCCGGUUGAGGAUAAGCCUGUUGAGGAGAUUUCGGAAAUUCAUAAAGUUGAAAAGGACGAGCCGAAGCUCACGGUUACUUUAACGGAAUUUCUUCCGGAAAAGCCAGCAGAAACGCCUUUUGAAAUAGUGGUCCUUGAAGAAACGGUAGAAACCAAGCAGGUGCCAGAUGAUGAGGGAAUAGUAAGGGAAAAGGUGGUUAAAACUAAAAAGAUAAAGCAGAAGAUGGGUCCUGAAGAAAUAGUUCACGACAUAGUCGAGGUAACUGAUAAGGAUACAAACGAAUCUGAAGUAACAGUCACAACCACCACUCCAAAGGAGACUUCUGAUCGAGAAGAGCCUUUAGUAAAACAUAAACGGACCAAGAAGGUUAAGAAAGACGAAGUCGAAGACUUUAUUAUGGCAGUUAUUGAGGAUGAGACACCUAAGACGAAUGAACCCGAAGACGUAGUUGCCGUUAUAGAUGAGUCCAGUCUUAAACCAACUUCGGAGAAGACAAGGAAAAAGCCAAAGAAAGAAAAACAACCUUUAGUUGAGGCUACUGUGCCUGAAGACAAUGCAGUUUCCGUCAUCGAGAAUAUUUCGGAGGAUUCUCCAGUUAGUGACGAUCUUAUAACUGUGGUGGAAUCAGUUCCACUCGUAGAAGAGCCUGAACUGAAAAUAAAUCAGGUUGAGGAAACUAAGAAACCAGAAAAGAAAAGAAAGCCAAAGUCAUCAGUUUUAAUUCAAGAGGACCAACCGGUAGUUGAAACUGAAGAACAGCCUUCAAAGGUUACACAGAAGGAAUCUGACACUGAAAAACCAGAUGCUCGCGAAUUUAGUGUUUCAAUCAAAGAGGAAGAACUUACAGAGCCCAAACCUGAAAGCAAGAAGGCUCCUAAAAAAGUAUCAGAAAAACCAGACCAUCCCUCUGAGAAAAAUUUCAAAAUUUCGGUUAACGAAAGUGUUUUGGAACCUGAAGAAGAAAAGCCUUUUACAAUUCAGGUAAUUGAAAGCGAAACAAAGGUUGAAGAAACCAAAGAUGACACUGGUGAAACUCAUAAGCAGGUUACCACCAAGCGAAAGUUGAAACGACCUGACGGUGAAGGUGAAAUAGAGAUUAUUGAAGUUCUUAGAGACGAUCAGCCUGAGGCGGAAAUAACCAUUGUAGAGUAUGAACCAGAACCUGAAAAGCAAGACGAAAGACCCAGGGAACCCAAAAAGAAAACGAAAAAGGUCAAGAAGGAUGACCUUCAUGACUACAUACAAAAGUUAAUUGAAAUGGAAACGCCCAAGACCGAGCUUGAAAAGUAUGAGAAAAUAGAAUUUGAGCCGACUGUCAAGGACAAACCAGUAGAUGACUUGAUUGAUAUAGUUGAAAGAACUCCUUCUGAAAAGCCGAAAAAAGAAAAGAAGAGCAAAUCCAAAGAAGUUCCAAAGGAGGAAAGUCCCGUUCCAGAGCAGUUGGUUGAAGUCAAAGUGGUCGAAGAGGAAGCUCCUGAGCAACCUCAAAUACCAGUUGAAAUUGUAGAAGUUCAACAAGUUGAGGUACAUGUUCAAGAGGUUGUUACUGAAGAAGGCAAGCCGGUUCAGGAAAAAACUACCAAGCGAGUUUUGAAGAAGAAGGGACCUGAAGAAGAAACCACGUUCAAGAUUACAACAAUUGAAAGCGAGGAUAACGACUCAGUGACGGUUAUCGUUGAUGAGGAACCAGAAAUAGCGCCCGUACAGUCCAUCGAAGAGCAGCCACAGCAGGCUGAUGAAAAACCGAAGUCAAAAUCCAAGAAAACAGUAAAGAAGAUUAAGAAGGACGACUUAGACGAUUAUGUAAAGAAACUAAUUGAAGAGGAAAUACCCAAGGUAGCGCUUGAGAAGUAUGAAAAGGUAGAAAUGCCAGAGAAAUCUGGUAAAAUAGCUCCUUCUGAAAGUAUUCCAGAAGAGACAAAAUCUGAGACAACCGAGCCAACAACAAAUGUCACCGACUUAACCAAACCCAAGAAAUCUAAGACUCAUAAACCAAAGACAGAAGCCGUAGACCAAACAGAACCUGACGUACCGACAGAGACUAUUUUAGACAUCACUGACACAGCAGAAAUCACACCAACCCAAUUUGCACAACCCGAGGACACAGCCACUGCACAAAUUACACCAAGCGCACAAGAAGAGAAACCUACUCAAGAUGACACUAAAGAUACAAUUCAGAAAACAGUUAAACAUAAGAAAACAAAACCAGACACACAAAAAAGCGUUGAAACAAGUGAACUACCAGAGGUUCAGAAAGACUAUGAAAUAAACAUUAUUCAUGAAGAGCCCAUCGAGGAAGAUCAACCCCAAAAGAUUUUAGAGGUUCGAGUUAUCGAUGAAGUCGCAGAGGUCGAAGAAUCACAGCCCAUUGUGGAAGAGGUUGAAGAGGAGGAAGAACAGCCCGCUACAGAAGGAACUGUUGAGGACGUUACCAAGCCUAAGACUAAAAAGAAGAAGAUUGUCAAAAAGAAGACGGAUGACCAUGACGAACUCAUCAAAAAGAUGUUGGAGCAGGAAAUUGAGAAGACGGAAUUGGAGAAAUACGAGAAAAUUGAAUUCGAUGUUCCCAAGAAACUCAAACCGGAAUUCGCCACUCUUGAGCCAAUAAAAAUCGAGCGCAAGGAACAAAAGCCGACAAAGGUAACAAUUGUCGAGGCUGCUGAUGUCCCCAAAACCGUUAAGCUUAAGCCCGGUAAACGUAAGGAGAAACCAGCCGAGGAGCAGACUGUUCAACUGCCCAAGUUCAGACUCAAGGCCCGUAUGGCCAUGGUUGAAUACCCUCCGGCUCCGCAAAUUCCGAAGAUAACUGAUAUUGGAGCCAUUAAAGAUAACGGUGAACUAUCUCGUAAUAUUGAAGAGGCUGAAGAAGUCCUAAAGUUCAAGCCGCGUAAGACUAAGAAAAUAAAGAAAAUCAAGGAUGAUUUAGAAAAGGUGGAACUUGAAAAGUAUGAAAAAUACGUCAGUAGUGAAGAAGAACCGGAGGAAAAGGCGCCUUAUAAGAAACCUGAAAAGGCACCAAAGCCAGAGGAAAAACAAGAGGAAGUAAAGCUCAAACUGGGCAAGGGUAAGAAAAAACCAAAGGAGGAAGACGAGCCCGAAACUGUUACUCUCAAAAAGAUUCCGGAAAAGCCACAAGAACUCGAAGAAGAAGUUGCUCUGAAACCUAAACCAAAGGAGGUGGUUGUUGUUGAAGAACAACCAAAGGAACCCAAGGAAGGAGAGUUUGUUGUAGAGCCAUUCGAGCCAUCUGAAUUCGAUAGUCCUGAAUAUGUGCCCGAGGAGCUAGAGCGAAUUGAACAUCCAGAGAAGCCCGAUAAACCCAAAAAGCCAACUAAGACAAAAUACAAACCUAAAGAUAAGUCAAAGCCCGAACCGGAAACAAUUAUUUCGGAGAUCGUUCCAGGAGUACCAAAGGAGGAAGAGGAAAUACCCGAAAUGGAAGUAAAGUUCCGCAAGCCCCAGGGAGAUGCUCCAGAAGAGACUGACUCAAAAAUAAAGCUAAGUCCCGUCCCUCAGACUCCUAAGGCCGAAGAACCCAUCCAGCAAGCACUCGUUAAGCCAAAGGAAGAGGAACCCAAGCCUGAAGAAAUUCCAGAGAAAUCAGAGGAUGAGGAAAAGAAGCCAAAGAAAUCAAAGCCUAAAAAGGUGCAACCAAAGGAGGAAGACAUUUCUGUGCAGAAGCCAGAAGAGUUCGAGGUUUUGGUGAAAGAAGAGGAAGCUCCAGUGGAGAAAGUCGUCGAAACCGAAAAGCCAAAGGAAGUGAAGGUGAAACAGAAGAAGCCUAAGGAAACACCUGUUUCGGAAGUCGUCGUCUCUGAAGAAGUGCCGGAACCUAAAGAAGUGCCCGAGGAGAUACCAGUGGAGUACAAGAUAACAACCACAGUUUUGGAGCCAGAGGAGGCACCAAAGGAGCAUCAAGUCCGAGUCAUUGAUUUCGAUGAGCGUCGAGAAACUACCGAAGAAGUAAUUGAAGAAAAGGUGGUGACGCGCAAGAAGAAACCUAAGCCACAGCAGCCGGAAGAGUUUGAAGUCACUUUGAAGGAGCCGAAGGAAGUAGAAGUAGAGCCCGAAGAAGUUUCUGCUGAAAUCUCGCUGCCAGCUGAGCAACCUGAACAGAAGCCAGAAGAGUUUGAGGUUGAACUUAAACUGACUGAGUCUACCCCGGAAGAGCCGGUUGAACAGAAAGUCUUAGUCAAAGAAAAGAGCAAGAAGAAACCUGUAAAAGAAGUGAAGGAGGAUAAGAUUGUAGUCGUGGAAGAAGAAGAAAAAGCCCAACCAGUUGAGGAGGCAGUUGUGGAGGUCGAGAAACAGGAAGAAAAGAAGAAGAUGAAGAAGCCGAAGUCCUAUGAGUUCAAGAUCACUGAAACCGAAGCUGUUGAAGAGAAGCCAGCCGAAAAUGUAGAGGAAACUCUUGAAGAAAUACCGGAGGUCGUAGAGGAAAAGAUUGUCGAGAAGUUUGAUUCUUAUGAAAUCACUCUUAAGGAAACUGAAGCAGAAAAGGUGGUGCCAGUCGAAGAACAGCUCGAGGAAGAAGCUCCUGAAGAGAUUGUUUUCAAGAAAAAGCCCAAGGAACCUGAAACAGUUGAGGCCGAGUUUGUAAUAACUGAACCAAAGGUCACAGAAGAAACGACUGUGGAAACUGCAAUCAAACAGAAGAAGACCAAAAAGCCGAAGAAAACCGAAGAAGAAGCUCAGUUAGAAAUUAAGGUUGUCGAAUCCGAAGCCCCUGUUCCCGAAGAAGUGUUGAUUGAAGCUCCUAAGAGUGAUAUUGUAAAGCAGGAAGAAGUUGUUGUGGAAGAAAAGCAAGAGGAGUUCAAAAUUCGAAUUUCGGAAACUGGAGCUAAGCCCGAAGAACCAAGUGAGGCACAGUUUACUGUUAAGAAACGCAAGCCUUCUGUUACUUUCGCCGACGAGCCCGCAACUGAAAUCAUUCUUAAGGAAAGCAAGCCCAUUGAAGAAGUUACUGAGGAAGCUCAAAUCAAGACCAAGAAGCCAAAGAAGAAGGUCAAGGAAGUGGAAGCUGAGGAAUUAAGGAUUCAGAUAACCGAGGAGAUUCCGCAAGAAGUUCCCAUAGUUGAGGAAAUCGAGGAGGAAGAGGUGAUCACAAAAGUCAAGGAAGAAGUACCGUUGGUUCAAGAGAAGACUUAUACAAUUGGCAUCAAAGAAACGGAGCCAGAGAAACCUGCAGAAGUGAUUGUCGAAAAAGAGCCGGUGGUAACUGAACCAAUUGUGGCAGAGCCGCAACCAGAAAUCUUCGAAGAACAUAAGGUUAGAGUCAUUGAGGAAACUCCCCGUGAACUGGUUGAGGAAGUCAUCGAAGAGGAGGUCAAGGUUAUUCGCAAGAAGAAGCCAAAGCCAACAAUUAAGGAGGAACCCGAGGCGGAAGUUACUGUCUCUGCUCCCAAGCCUGUUGAUGAAGUGGAAGCUACGACCAGUAUUGCCGUUGUUCCAGAACAACCGACCGAGGAGGAGGCCGCUGAUCUCAAGAUCACAAUCAUUGAAGAAGUGGCACCACCACAAGAACUUGUCCAAGAGAUUGAAGAAAUUGAAGUCGUCGAGGAACCAAAGGUCCCAGAAGAAAAACCUGAGGACUUCAGUUUUGCCAUAAAGGAGACAGAAAAGGAAACCACUGUAGAAGAGCUGCCGGAAGAACAGGUCACGAUCCAAAAAAAAAAGAAGGCACCAGUAGCCGAGGUAAUCGAAGAGCCUGAAGCUGAGUUCUUAGUUAAGCCGAAGCAGCCAGUACAAGAAGUUACCGAGGAAGCCAAGAUCAAGAAGAAGUCUAAAAAACCUUUAAAGGAAGAAGAGGCAGCUGCAGAACUUAAGGUAACUAUCACCGAGGAAGUUCCGGCAGAGACAGAAGUUCAUGAAAUCAUUGAGGAAGUUGAAGAAGUCGUGGAAGAAAUUCCCACUGAGUAUAAGAUUGGCGUUAAGGAAACUCAGCCGGAAGUUGUAGAGGAAGAAGAAGUCAUCUUACCGAAAAAGAAACCGAAGGCUGUUCCCGUUGUUGAAGAACCCGAAGCCGAAGUAACUCUGAAACCAAAGCUAAAGGUCGAAGAAGUUCAGGAAGAAGCUAAGAUUGUUAAGAAGAAGCCAAAGAAGCCUGUCGAAGAGGUAGCAGCUGAGGAGCUUACGGUCAAGGUUGAGGAAGAAAUUAUCCCUGAGCCAAUCGUGGAAGAAGAGGUGAUCGAAGAAGUCCAGAUCAAAAAGAAACCAGAAAAGCCUGAGCCAGAGGACAUUGUCGAUGCAGCGGUUGUGAAACUAAGGAAACCAGAGCCAGCAGAGGCAGAGGAAGUGGUGGCUGAAGUCACCCUGAAACCCAAGGCCCCCAAGGAGGUUACCGUAGAGGAAUUCUCUGUUGAUGUUAAGCUGCCGGUAGAGAAAAAGGUUACUGAGGAAACUUCUGACCAAACUGUACAGCUCAAGAAGAAGAAGAAGCCACAGAAACCAGUGGAGGAGGCUGCGGAUGAGCUAAAGCUCCAGCAAACUGUUGUCGAAGAAAGGCCCGUGGAAAUUGAAGAAGAAGAGAUCGUUGAAGAAGCUGUUGUUAUUCGCAAGAAGCCAAAGAAGCCAUUCGAGCCAUCGGUUGAAGAUCUCGAAGAAACUGAGUUCAGUCUUUCCUUCAAAAAGCCCCACACUAUUAACGAGGGCGUGGAGGAGGCUGCAACAGUGCUGAAAAAACGACCAGUCAAGCCCACCACUCUCGAUGAAGCUGCGGCUGAGCUUUCCAUUAAGCGUCAAGAAGAAGAAUACGAAGAGGGCGAUGAUGUCGAAGAGUUCGUCGUCAGUCAGCCAAGAAAGCCAAAGCCUUUGCAGAUCACAGAAGAAGAUGAGGAGGCCUAUACGGUGAAGAAACUUAAGCGUCGCAAGCAAGUAGACAUUCCCGAAUACGCUGAUGUUGAAAACGUCACAUUCCGUGCCAGAAGUACCAAGACCAAGGAAGAUGUCGAUCAGGAGUUCAACAUUGCCCUGGACUCUUAUGCCGAGGAGGAGAUUUCUAUGUCUGGAAAGAUUAAGCUUAAAAAGCCGAUAAAGAAGACCUUCUCUGAAGCAGCCGACGAGGCCAAGAUCAGGAUCAUUCAGGACUACGACGACGGUGAGGAGCCCAUCAUCGAAGAAAUUCGAGACGAUGAGGAUACUAUCGAUGAAGUCGAGGAACCAGAAGAAUACUUUGUUGAGGAAUUACCACCAGACGAAGUGGACUUUAAGUUGAAGCCAAGGAAGCAGCCAAAGCCAGCCUAUUCCGUUCAAGAUGAGGAGGAAGAACAGUUCCUAAUUGGCAUUCGUCAUCCGAAACGCGAUUCGGUGACCUACGAUGAGGAUUCUCUAACCUUUAAGAAGAAACGUAAAGUUGUUCAACAACUUUUCAAUGAAGAUGGAGCUUCGCUUAAUAUAACCAGAGAAAUGAAUGUUGAAGAAUCCGACAAUCAAAAUGUUAUGUAUUCCAUCUGCAAUUAUAUUGCCGACAACGAUGAGGCUAUUAACCUAGUAGAGGGUGAGAAGGUAACAGUCGUUGGACGACACAGCUCUGAGUGGUGGUAUGUCAAGAAGAGCAUUACGGAAGAGGAAGGCUGGGUUCCAGCUCAAUAUCUGAUGGAGCCCGAAGAAUACGCGCAGUAUGUGCAAAACAAAUUGCAUGAGAAAAUUGAUAAGCUGCCUGUGUUUGAACGUCCUGGACCGGAAGACAAGCCCAUUGCCCCGAGAUUCAUUGAGAAACUGCAGCCGAUUCAUACACCCGAUGGCUACACGGUGCAAUUCGAGUGCAAGGUCGAGGGAAAUCCACGUCCACAGAUUGCCUGGUUCCGCGAAACUGCCAUUAUCAAACCCUCACAGGACUUCCAAAUGUUCUACGAUGACGAUAAUGUGGCUACUCUGAUUAUUCGCGAGGUGUUCCCCGAGGAUGCUGGCCAGUUCACAGUUGUAGCCAAGAAUGCAGCUGGAUUUACUUCUAGCACAACGGAACUGAUUGUAGAGAGUCCACUUUCGGAUCACGGAUCCGAUGCCACAGCCCUCUCACGUCGCAGCAUGUCACGUGAAUCCUCGCUGGCUGACAUUUUGGAGGGCAUUCCACCAACCUUCUCCAAGAAACCAAAGGCUCAGUAUGUCGACGAGAACACGAAUGUGAUCCUUGAGUGCCGACUGGUGGCCGUGCCAGAACCGGACAUUGUCUGGACUUUCAAUGGUGAAGACAUUGACGAGGAGGAGAUUAAGAACGUUCGCAUCGUUACCGAAUCGGACAUGCACAUGUACUGCAGUGUGGUGCACAUCACCAAGGUGAAGAAGUCGCAGGAGGGAACCUAUGAGGUGAUUGCCACCAAUCGCGAGGGCGAGGCACGUCUGCCCAUCACCCUGAAGGUACGAACCACUGACAAGGAGGCUCCGCAGAUCCUGGAACCCUUGCGCAACAUGGUCAUACGUGAGGGCGAGAGUGUGGUAUUGUCCACCCAGAUAGUGGGCAACCCACCACCAAAGGUAACCUGGUACAAGGAUGGCAAGCCUGUUAAGAAUGCCAAGUCUGAUAAGGAUUUGCAUACCCUAACACUGAUCACACCCAAAAAGUCUGAGAAGGGUGAAUACACGGUCAAGGCUGUUAAUCCAAUGGGUAGCGUAGAGACCACUGCUAAUCUAACAAUUGAAGAGCCCACAAGUGGCAAUGCUGAACCACCACUCUUCGUGGAACGUUUUGAGGAGCAGAAUGUGCCGCAGAAGGGCGAAAUUCACUUGCCAGCCAAGGUUUCCGGCAAUCCUGUGCCCGAGGUCCAAUGGCUGUUCAACAACAGUCCAUUGUUCCCCAGCGAGCGCAUCCAGCAGAUUUACGAUGGCGAGAACAUCGAGCUCAUCAUCAAGGAUGCCAACCCAGAAACCGAUUCGGGUGACUACAAGUGUAUUGCCAGUAAUCCUAUAGGCAAAACAUCUCAUGGUGCCCGAGUGAUUGUCGAGGUCGAUGAAGUGACCUUCACUAAGAAACUGAAGAAGUCCAUAACCAUUGAGGAGGUACAAUCUCUUACUCUGGAGUGCGAGACCUCUCAUGUGGUAACCACCAAGUGGUUCUUCAACGGAAAGGAACUCAGUGGCAUGGAUCACCGUGUUGUGGUUGAGGAUGGCAAGACUCAUAAGUUGGUCAUCAGGAACACUAACCUACGUGACUCCGGAACCUACACAUGCAAGGUCAAAAAGCAAGAAACUCAAUCUACUGUUGAGGUUCUGCAGCGUAAGCCCGACUUUAUCAAGGUGCUUGAGGACUACGAGGUAACCGAAAAGGAUACCGCCAUUUUGGAUGUGGAACUGACAACAGAGAGCACCGAAGUUACCUGGUACAAGGACGGCGAGAAGAUCACGCCAGAGAACAAGAAUGUCGAGUUCAUAAAGGAUGGCAAGGCACGUCGCCUGGUCAUCCGCGAUACCACUAUCCACGAUGAGGGCCAGUACACUUGCAAGAUUGAGGGACAGGAGUGCAGUUGUGAGCUGGUUGUCAUCGAGCUACCGCCCGAGAUUGUCGAGCCGCUGAAGGAUGUCUCGGUGACCAAGGGUGAGAAUGCCAUAUUCGAGGUGGAGCUCAGCAAGGGCGAUGCCCUGGUCAAAUGGUUCAAGAACGGCAAGGAGAUUGUGUUUAAUGAGCGCAUUCAGUUGGCCAUCGAUGGCAAGAAACAAUCGCUCCGCAUUGUCAAGGCCAAGCCCGAAGAUGUGGGCGAAUAUUCCAUUCAGGUGGGCGACAAGACUUCGAAGGGCAAGCUGACAGUAGAGGAGCCCCUGGUGGACUUUGUCAUCCGCCUGCCGGAUGUUACGCUGGCCACCAAGACCAUGGAUGCCGAGUUUACGGUGCAGCUGUCCCAGCCCGAUGUUGAGGUGACCUGGUGCAAGAAGGGCAAACCCAUCAAGCCCAACAAGAAGCACGAGGUCUUCGUGGAGGGUACCGUCCGACGACUUGUCAUCCACGAUGCCAACGACGAGGAUGCUGGUGAGAUCAGCUGCGUGGCCGAGAACGUCACGAGCAGCACUAAGCUGUGCGUCGAGGAGCUCAAACUGCCACCCGUCAUUACCUCUGACAAGGAUCAGACCAUCAAGGUUAAGGAGAACGACGAUGCCACCUUCACUGUCAAGUACACGGGCGUACCAACGCCCGAGGCCGUUUGGACCACGCGCAAGGUUGUCAUACCCAAGUCAAAGCGGACAAUCCCGGCCAUCGAUGAGCAGUCGGCCACGCUAACCAUCAAGAAGGUUGUCGACGAUGACGAGGGCGAGUACACCGUCAAGCUCGUCAAUCCGGUGGGCGAGGCGGAGGCCAGCCUACAUCUGGUCAUUAUGCGCAAGCCAACGGCACCUGGAACACCCCAGCCCCUGGAAAUAAUGCACGACUCCAUUACGCUCUUCUGGAAGGCGCCGGAGGACGAUGGCAAGUCGGAAAUUAUCGAGUACAUUCUGGAGUAUCACGAUGUUAAGGAAGAAAAAUGGACUGAAAUUAGAAAGAUCAAGGACACCACGUACACCAUAAGCAAGCUGAAGAUCGACACGGAGUACGUAUUCCGGUCGAUCGCCGUGAACGAGGUGGGACCAUCGCCCCCCUCGCCGCUGUCGCCACCCAUCCGCCUGGUUCCCAAGGUCGAGAACGAGGCGCCCAGCGUGCGGGAACCCCUGCAGGAUGUGGUCAGCGAACUGGACAAGGAGGUGACGCUGUCCUGCGUGUUCGGCGGCAUUCCAGAGCCCAAGGUGACGUGGAAGAGGAACGGCCAGGUGUUCGAGUCGAGCAGCAUUCGCUACGAGAACCGUGUGGCAAAGUACACCAUUGAAAAGACAACCAUUGAGACUGAAGCCACCUACACUUGCGUGGCGACCAAUGAGAAGGGCUCCGUUGAGACCUCGUGCCGCCUGAAACUGCAGCAGAAACCGGUCCUCGAGGUGGAGGACAGGUAUCUGACACAGAAACUGCGCACGGGCAGCACUCUCACCAUUCCAGCGACGGUCCGCGGCUAUCCACAACCCACUGUGACCUGGCACAAGGAGACGGUCGAGCAGAAGACCACCAAGACGGUCUCCAUCGAGACCACAGAGAUUACCUCCACCUACACGGUUAAGAAGGUGACCCGCGAGCACUCCGGCAAGUACAAGGUUACGGCCACCAACGAAUCCGGCUCUACGUAUGUGGAGUGCACGGUUCAGGUGAUCGACAAGCCCAGCAGACCUCAGUCCCUGGAGAUCAAGGACAUCAAGAAGGACUCGAUCACCUUGGAAUGGACACCGCCCAUCGAUGAUGGCGGUCUGGAGAUUGACAAGUAUACGUUGGAGAAGUGCGACAUCCAAAACAACGUGUGGAUGAAGGUCUCCGACUUUGACAAAGACAUUAAAUCGUAUGCCGUUCAGAAACUAUCCAUGAAUGCGCAAUACAUGUUCCGAGUGGUGGCCGCCAAUCCAAUUGGCGAAUCCGAGCCUACGGAAAGUGAUCCUGUGACUAUAACUAAGAAGUUCGAAAAACCAUCGCCACCACGUGGUCCAACCACUGUGUCGGGCAUGAACGACACCGUCUUCAACUUGGCUUGGGAGCCAUCGGAAACUGAUGGUGGCUCAAAGAUCGUAGAGUACAUUGUGGAGAUAAGGGAAGAGACUGAAACCACCUACAGAAAGGUGGGCGUAACCCUGGGCACUGUCACCAAUAUCCAUGUGGAGAAGGUGCUCAAAAACAAGGGCUAUCUGUUCCGCAUCUAUGCGAGAAACGAGGUUGGCACCAGCGAGGCGUACGAGACCACGGAAAAGAUUGUCGUGGGACGCAAGAUUACUAAUGAUAAUGAAGAUCAAGCGCCGCCAUCGCCACCUCAGAACUUGAGGGCGCCGGAUGUUACCAGCCGAAGUGUCACUUUGGAUUGGGAGGUGCCAGCCCGCAAUGGUGGAUCCGAAAUUACUGGCUACUGCGUGGAGAAACGUUCCUCAACAUCUACCACCUGGACAAAGGUCAUCACACUGGAUGCCCACCAGCUGCACUACACGAUUGACAAUCUGAAGGAGAAGUGCGAGUACUGGUUCCGUGUGUCUGCGGAGAAUGAGGUUGGACUAGGUGCACCAGCCGUCACCGAGAGCAUAUCGCUCAAGACACAUGCUACCGUACCCUCACCACCGACCGCUCCACUGGAGGCGCGCGUUCUCGCCGCCAAUGCCCACAUAUUCGAAUGGGGUAUACCCGAGUCAGAUGGAGGUGCGCCUCUGCUCGGCUACCACAUUGCUAUACGUGACAUGAAGAAGACCAUGUGGAUCGAGGUGGGUCGUGUGCCAGCUGGCGUGCAGAAGUUCCAGAUUAGAGAUCUGCAGGAGAACCACGAGUACAUGAUUCGCAUAUUCGCGAAGAACGAGAUUGGUCUGAGUGAACCUCUGGAAUCGGAGGAGCCCUACAAGGUCAUGACUGCUGGUCAUGAGAGCCUGCCGGAUGAGCCGCGCACGGAGAUGAGUUCGUGCAACACCUCCUCGUGGCUGCGGGACCACAACAUGGAUGCGGACAUCCAUUCGUAUGCCCGCGGCAGGCUGCUCCAACGCGACGAGUACUUCUUCCGGCUGUGGGCGGAAAUGCCCAAGAGCAAAAAGAAGAAGAGCUCCAAAUAGUCGGUGAACGACAACGAAACAAGAAACACUUUAGUCGUAGGUUAAGCGUAUUUCAAUUGUAUUUUAUAUACGACAAAACACUGGGGCAACCCUUUGAUUUUCUAGCUUUUUGUACUUUUAGACAGGAGAUGACGAUAUGUAAGGAUGGUGUGGUGUUAAUGUUGCAUCCCAUUGUCAGCGAUGCCCACGACCCCCGAUCCAAGAGUGCGAGCGAAGACAAACUUAAUGCUCGGGGGCGUGGGCGUGGCUCAAUGUCCAGGAUGGCCACCACACCAUCCAAUUAAUGGACAUAAUUUUAGAUUUUUCAUUUGCAUAGAGUUCCUUUUUUAUUGUUUUACUUUUCGCCUUAUUUUUGUAAGCUGUGAUAAAUCUAUCAAAAUCGAAAGCGUCAAACGAAGCAAACAAAAAAUGAAACAGAAUAAAAAUGCCACCAGACGGCGAUCCAUCGGCAUCGGGCAAUGGGAGCCAACGAGCCGCAGCCCUCCACCCAAUCCCAAUCCCAAUCCCAAUCCCAGCCAGCGUAACUCAAUAUCCUCUCGGGAGACAAAACAACAAAUGGUGCAAUUCGAUAUGAGUUAUUUCUGGGGAGUGUGUUGCGAGUCGCUGGCUGCCGUUGCCUUUGUCCUGAGCUCGCCCUGGUUGAAAUUUAUGGCAUAGGAAUGUGAGGGAGAAUAUACUCGUGUGUCUUUAAAGUUACCAGAACUAAAUAAAUAAAUAUAAUAAAAUGUAA
Drosophila suzukii is the source of this 29557-nucleotide messenger RNA. Lineage: Eukaryota; Metazoa; Arthropoda; Insecta; Diptera; Drosophilidae. The record is from RefSeq and is a predicted model, not a curated record.